AGAAAAAACUUCAGGAACCAGAAAGGGGCGAAGGAAAGAAUUGAAAUCAAGCAAGGCCUUACUUCAAAGAAUUCGAGCUCGAUUUUAGGCUUUUCAGGUAACCGGUCAUUGGACAUGCAUUAAAAGAACUACUGACCCGCUGGUUUUGAAGUGAGGAUAAUUUUGAGGCAGGUUAGAGCUUCUCAUUGGUUCCAUGGCGACCAGAACAAGUUCUUCACCUCUCCCCAAAUCAGGACCAGCUUUGAAAGGCUAUAAUUUUGCUUCAACUUGGGAGCAGAAUGCUCCGUUGACAGAGCAGCAACAAGCAGCAAUUGCAGCACUUUCUCAUGCAGUUUCAGAGCGACCCUUUCCCAUCAACAUGUCUCAAGAACUUAUCUCAGGGCAGGACAAUGGUUUGUCUGUUUCUCCAAAGGAUAAUUCUUUUGGAGAUUCGGGGGUUGUAGAAGCAGUUUUGGUCAACACGCAUCAGUUCUAUACAUGGUUUACAAAUCUUGAAUCAGCCAUGAAGUCAGAGACAGAGGAGAAGUAUCGCCACUAUGUAAAUACGUUAAUGGAACAAAUGCAGAUAUGUGAUGAUAUUCUUCGUCAGGUGGAUGAUACCCUUGAUUUAUUUAAUGAACUACAACUGCAGCAUCAGUCAGUUGCAACGAAGACUAAAACUUUGCAUGAUGCAUGCGACCGCCUGUUAAUGGAGAAACAAAGAUUGAUAGAAUUUGCGGAAGCACUUCGCAGCAAGCUUAAUUAUUUUGAUGAGUUGGAAAAUGUGGCUACUAAUUUUUAUUCUACAAAUAUGAAUGUUGGAAAUGGAAAGUUUCUUCCAUUGCUGAAACGGCUUGAUGAGUGUAUCUCAUAUGUUGAAAGCAAUCCACAAUAUGCGGAAUCUGGUGUUUACUUGGUCAAAUUUAGACAGCUCCAGUCUCGGGCACUUGGUAUUAUCCGUUCUCACAUUCUCUCCAUUCUCAAAACUGCUUCAUCUCAGGUUCAGGCAUUGAUUCGGGGUAACAGUGGCAGCAAAACAGCUGUUUCUGAGGGUGUGGAGGCAUCUGUUAUUUAUGUUCGCUUUAAGGCAGCAGCUGGUGAGCUCAAGCCGUUGUUAGAGGAAAUCGAAAGCAGAGCGUCAAGGAAAGAAUAUGCUCAACUUCUUGCAGAAUGCCACCGGUUGUACUGUGAACAGAGACUUUCAUUGGUUAGAGGCAUUGUGCACCAACGGGUCUCUGAAUUUGCCAAGAAAGAGGCUUUGCCAUCAUUGACCAGAUCUGGAUGUGCAUACCUUAUGCAGGUCUGCCAACUUGAGCACCAGCUUUUUGAUCAUUUUUUCCCGUCUUCUUCUGAGGAUGUGUCAAGUUUGGCUCCUUUGAUAGAUCCUCUGUGCACAUAUUUGUAUGACACACUACGCCCAAAAUUAAUCCAUGAAGCAAAUCUUGAUUUUCUUUGUGAGCUUGUUGAUAUCCUUAAAGUUGAAGUCCUGGAUGAACAACUUAGCAGACGGAGUGAGUCACUGGCAGGGUUACGUCCUACAUUACAUAGAGUCCUAGCUGAUGUUCAUGAGAGAUUGACUUUCCGGGCUCGAACACAUAUCCGUGAUGAGGUAUAUUAUGAAGUGAUAUGUAUUUAUCAUCAAGUUUUGUUCUCUCCCUCUCUCUAUAUGUACUUAAUCUCUAUUGCUGGGCCGAAAUCCUGGCCUUUGUGA
This is a messenger RNA of Macadamia integrifolia, 1690 nucleotides long. RefSeq names its product conserved oligomeric Golgi complex subunit 3. Gene Ontology annotation, cellular component: COG complex; membrane; cis-Golgi network. Bases 194 to 1690 code for a protein of 498 amino acids. The transcript is spliced from 17 exons. The record is from RefSeq and is a predicted model, not a curated record. Lineage: Eukaryota; Viridiplantae; Streptophyta; Magnoliopsida; Proteales; Proteaceae. Gene Ontology annotation, biological process: intra-Golgi vesicle-mediated transport; intracellular protein transport; Golgi organization.